Messenger RNA from Poeciliopsis prolifica (blackstripe livebearer), 2316 nucleotides. RefSeq names its product septin-8-A-like. The transcript has 10 exons. The record is from RefSeq and is a predicted model, not a curated record. Gene Ontology annotation, cellular component: cell division site; microtubule cytoskeleton; septin ring. Gene Ontology annotation, biological process: cytoskeleton-dependent cytokinesis. The coding region runs from base 184 to 1545 and encodes 453 amino acids. Gene Ontology annotation, molecular function: GTP binding; molecular adaptor activity; GTPase activity. Lineage: Eukaryota; Metazoa; Chordata; Actinopteri; Cyprinodontiformes; Poeciliidae.
AAUAAAUAAAACAAAAGACCCAAUUCUAUCACAAAGCAUUAAACACAUCUCAGUGUUGCACAUGGUGCGAGGAGAACUCAGAGAAGUGAAGCAGUGAAGCGGGCAGUGUGCUGUAAUGCCGCCCUCCUGCACAGAGGGCGUGUUGCCUUGAAUCAGCCGCGCUGAGAGGGGAGCAGGUUCUGGAUGAAGGCUGAUUAUUAUUCCUGGACUCAGACACUUGUGAUGAUGGCGGCCGAUGAGAAUAAAGAAAUGCGAAGCCUGGAGCUCAGUGGCCAAGUGGGGUUCAACAGCCUUCCUCAUCAAGUGGUCAGCAAGUUAGUUUCUCAGGGAUUUUGCUUCAACAUCCUCUGUGUAGGUGAAACAGGAAUAGGCAAAUCAACCCUGAUCAACACUCUUUUCAACACAACAUUUGAGAACGAGGAAGCUGAUCAUUAUGAGCAAGAAGUGAAGCUGCGAUCGCAGACGUACGAGCUGCAGGAGCACACUGUCAAACUGAAGCUGACUAUUGUGCACACUGUAGGCUUUGGAGACCAGAUCAACAAGGAUGAAAGCUGCAGACCCAUUCUUGACUACAUCGAAGCCCAGUUUGAGAAAUAUCUGGAAGAGGAGCUAAAAAUAAAACGUUCCCUCUCCAACUACGAUGACACCAGAAUCCACAUCUGCCUGUAUUUCAUUGCUCCCACCGGACACACCCUUAAAUCUCUCGAUCUGGUCAUGAUGAAGAAGCUGGACAGCAAGGUCAACAUCAUUCCCAUUAUUGCAAAGGCAGACAUCAUGUCAAAGACCGACCUGGGAAACUUAAAGAAGAAGAUCAUGAAUGAGCUGCAGAGCUACGGUGUGCAGAUAUAUCAGUUUCCGAACGAGGACGAGGAAGUUGGAGAGAUAAACUCUUCCUUAAAUGCUCGCCUUCCCUUUGCUGUCGUUGGAAGCACGGAGGAUGUUAAAAUAGGGAACAGAAUGGUGAAAGCAAGGUCGUACCCCUGGGGAGCUGUACAGGUGGAAAACGAAGAGCACUGUGACUUUGUUCAUCUGAGGGAGAUGCUUCUGCGCGUUAACAUGGAUGAUCUCCGGGAGCAAACACACUCUCGUCACUACGAACUCUAUCGCCGCUGCAAGCUGCAAGAGAUGGGCUUCAAGGACACUGACCCUGACAGCCAGUCGUUCAGCCUGCAGGAGAUGUAUGAGGCCAAAAGAAGGGAGUUCCUCAAAGAACUGCAGCACAGAGAGGAAUCAAUGAGACAGAUGUUUGUUAACAAAGUGAAGGAAACGGAAGCCGAGCUGAAAGAAAAAGAAAAAGAGCUUCACGAGAGAUUCGAAGUGCUGAAGCGCAGGCACCAGGAAGAAAAGAGGAAUCUGGAGGAGAAGAGGCGAGAACUGGAAGAAGAGAUGAAUGCCUUCAACAGGAGGAAGGUAGCAGCUGAAACGCUGAUGGGACAAGCGCUGCAGGGAUGUUCGCAACAGCCGCUCAAGAAGGAAAAGGACAAAAAGAACUUCUUCAGUCUCCCCUCUGCGUGCUCCUUAAGCUCAGGAAGGAACCUGAAUUAGGAGACUUUGUCGCAUGAAAACAUCAGACUAACAAUCAAUUGUUUUUAUUUUUACAAUGUUUAAUAAAGAUUUUAUAGAACUAAAACAAGCGUCAAGAUGAGUCAAGCUGAUGUCUUCAACGUCGUCUGCAAAUUUAUCUGCACACUUUUAAACAACACGCUGUGGCAUUGUCUCUGCAUGGCUCCUGAACUUGAUUCCUGCAAUUGCUAAGACGUCUGCUUCGCCAAAAUGUGUUUUGUACUGCAGUGCCUUGCAAAAGUGUUCAGACUUCUUGAAGUUUUCCAAAAAUGUAUUAUGUUACAUCCACUAACUUCUGCAUCUUUUAUUAUGCUAUUAUAUUAUGUUAAAGAGCAAUGCAAAAUAGUACAUGUUGUGCAGUGGAACAGAAUUUAGACAUGGUUUUCAAAUUGUAUUUCUUUUGUAAUUAAAUAUGUGUGGUGUGCAUCUGUAUUUAGCUUUUUUGAGGUCAAUACGUUCUAAAGUAGCUUUGUGCUAUCACAGCCAUGAGUCUUAUGUGGUAUGCCUUCUUUGCAGAUCUAAAAAUCAAAAUUUUAAACCUGUUCAAACUCAAUUAGAUUGGAUAGAACAUUCUGUCUGCUGUAUUCCUUUGUCUGCAAAAGAAUCUUUGUUAUUAACUAAUGUUCUAAAAAAAAGUGUGCCAUAUGCAGUGAGAUGGUGUUAGACAUCAGUCAGACUCUUUAGAUAAUCAUGACUUCUGAAGGAACUGGUUGCAGUGGAUUUUAUAAAAAAAAAAAUUCUAGAGUAAAGAAA